This is a messenger RNA of Oncorhynchus nerka (sockeye salmon), 3307 nucleotides long. Its product is annotated as probable global transcription activator SNF2L1. Gene Ontology annotation, molecular function: ATP-dependent chromatin remodeler activity; nucleosome binding; ATP binding. Gene Ontology annotation, biological process: regulation of transcription by RNA polymerase II; nucleosome organization. Bases 27 to 2738 code for a protein of 903 amino acids. The record is from RefSeq and is a predicted model, not a curated record. The transcript has 21 exons. NCBI's taxonomy places the organism in Eukaryota, Metazoa, Chordata, Actinopteri, Salmoniformes, Salmonidae. Gene Ontology annotation, cellular component: chromatin; nucleus.
CUGUAUGAUGUUUUCAUAUAGCUUAAAUGUUAUCUGAGUGCAGGAAGGCAGCUAACGUCUUGGUUUGCUUUGAAGAGUCCCCAUCCUAUGUGAAAAAUGGAGAGCUGAGAGAUUAUCAAGUCAGAGGUCUCAACUGGAUGAUCUCCCUUUAUGAAAAUGGCAUUAAUGGAAUUCUGGCUGACGAAAUGGGCUUAGGGAAGACCCUCCAAACCAUUGCAUUGCUGGGAUACCUGAAGCACUACAGGAACAUUCCAGGCCCCCACAUGGUUCUGGUUCCCAAAUCAACGCUACACAACUGGAUGAAUGAGUUCAAACGCUGGGUACCAACCCUGAAGGCUGUCUGUCUUAUUGGGGACAAGGAUGCAAGAGCGGCGUUCAUCCGCGAUGUCAUGAUGCCAGGGGAAUGGGAUGUUUGUGUCACAUCCUAUGAGAUGGUCAUCAGAGAAAAAUCGGUCUUCAAGAAGUUCAACUGGAGAUACCUUGUCAUCGACGAAGCUCACAGGAUAAAAAAUGAGAAGUCCAAGCUCUCAGAGAUUGUCCGUGAGUUCAAAACCACCAACCGUCUCCUCCUGACUGGAACACCUCUGCAGAACAAUCUCCAUGAGCUGUGGUCACUCCUCAACUUCCUGCUGCCUGAUGUCUUCAACUCUGCCAAUGACUUUGAUUCUUGGUUUGACACCAACAACUGUCUGGGGGACCAGAAGCUGGUGGAGCGUCUGCAUGCGGUGCUAAGGCCUUUCCUUCUGCGUCGUAUAAAAGCUGAAGUGGAGAAAAACCUGCCUCCCAAAAAAGAGGUGAAGAUUUACCUCGGACUGAGUAAGAUGCAGCGAGAAUGGUACACACGAAUUCUGAUGAAAGACAUUGACAUCCUCAAUUCUUCUGGAAAAACAGACAAGAUGCGUCUGUUGAAUAUCUUGAUGCAACUGCGGAAGUGCUGCAACCACCCAUACCUGUUUGACGGGGCCGAGCCCGGGCCCCCCUACACUACCGACAGUCACUUGGUCACCAACAGUGGCAAAAUGGUGGCCCUGGAUAAACUGCUGCCCAAAGUCCAGGAACAAGGGUCUAGAGUCCUCAUCUUCAGCCAGAUGACCAGGGUCCUUGACAUCCUUGAGGACUACUGCAUGUGGAGAGGUUAUGAGUACUGCCGUCUAGAUGGAAACACUCCACACGAAGCCAGACAGGACGCCAUAGAGGCCUACAAUGCUGAAAACAGCAGCAAGUUCAUUUUCAUGUUGAGCACCAGAGCUGGAGGUCUGGGCAUUAACCUGGCAACUGCAGACGUCGUCAUCCUGUAUGACUCUGACUGGAACCCUCAAGUGGACCUGCAAGCAAUGGACAGGGCUCAUAGGAUUGGUCAGAAGAAACCAGUGCGUGUGUUCCGCCUCAUCACUGAUAAUACAGUCGAAGAGAGGAUUGUAGAAAGAGCUGAGAUGAAGUUGAGGCUAGACUCCAUAGUUAUACAACAAGGGAGGCUGAUGGAGCAGUCUAACAAACUGGGGAAAGAUGAGAUGCUGCAGAUGAUCAGGCAUGGGGCCACUCACGUCUUCGCCUCCAAAGACAAUGAGCUCACAGAUGAAGACAUCAACACUAUCUUAGAGAGGGGGGCAAAGAAGACGGCUGAGAUGAACGAGCGCAUGGAGUCUCUGGGAGAGAGCUCCCUCAGGAACUUCACGGUGGACACAGGAGGAGCAGAGACCAGCCUCUACAACUUUGAAGGGGAGGACUACAGAGAGAAGCAAAAGCUGAGUAUGAUGGAAUGGAUUGAGCCUCCUAAAAGAGAGAGGAAAGCCAACUAUGCGGUGGAUGCCUACUUCAGAGAAGCCCUGCGUGUCAGUGAACCUCGAGCCCCCAAGGCCCCACGUCCCCCCAAACAGCCCAACAUCCAGGACUUCCAGUUCUUUCCUCCUCGCCUGUUUGAGCUGCUGGAGAUGGAGAUCCUUUAUUAUAGGAAGACUAUAGGCUACAAGGUCCCCAGGAGCCCUGACAUCCCCAACGCUGCCCAGGUGCAGAAGGAGGAGCAAAGGAAGAUUGACGAGGCGGGGCCCCUCAGUCCCGAGGAGACUGAGGAGAAGGAGAAACUUCUCACACAGGGGUUCACAAGUUGGAACAAGCGAGAUUUCAAUCAGUUCAUUAAAGCCAAUGAGAAAUACGGCCGUGAUGACAUCGACAGCAUUGCUCGGGAAGUCGAGGGGAAAAACCCUGAGGAAGUCAUUGAAUAUUCUGCCAUUUUCUGGGAGCGGUGCAAUGAACUCCAGGAUAUUGAAAAAAUCAUGGCUCAGAUCGAGCGUGGCGAGGCCCGUAUCCAGAGGAGGAUCAGCAUUAAGAAGGCGCUGGAUGCAAAGAUUGCGAGAUACAAGGCCCCAUUCCACCAGUUGAGGAUUCAGUAUGGCACCAAUAAAGGGAAGAACUACACGGAGGAGGAGGACAGGUUCCUGAUCUGUAUGCUCCACAAGAUGGGCUUUGACAAGGAGAAUGUUUAUGAAGAACUCCGACAGUGUGUCCGGAAUGCUCCCCAGUUCAGAUUCGACUGGUUCAUCAAGUCCCGAACUGCCAUGGAACUUCAGCGACGCUGUAACACUCUCAUCUCCCUCAUCGAAAAAGAAAAUAUGGAGAUUGAGGAAAAGGAACGUGCUGAAAAGAAGAAAAGGACCACAAAAAGCCAGAUGGCUCACAAAAGGAAGGCAGAUGCGUCAUCAGAAGCCACAGGACGUAAAGAGAAGAAAGCCAGAGCCUGAAGACGUCAUUGAACUAAUGUAGCUCCCAUCAGGCCCAAUCCUAACUUGAAAAAUAAGUAAUUUGAUUUAUGCACACAGAUCUCAAAUUAGGAUUCGGCCCAUCAUGAACAAACAGCAUUAAUCACCCACACAAAAAAAUACAAACGCAACAUUCAAUAGCUGUAGUAAUUUCUGUGGAAGUGAGUGGUUUCUCAUUUUUAAGACAUUUUGUAUUGCUGUUUUUGCAAGUGUUUGAUGCCCUUUUCAACUCAACAUGCCAUAUACGUAUGUACGGAUUUGUUUUGAUUGUUGUCUCAUGUCUUGUGUAAUUGGUGGUGAAAUAACGAUGGCUGUUGUUUAAGCUAUGUGUUUGACACAUUGUUAUUAUGCAUCAUUAAGUGGUUCCCCUUAUGCACUUUAUAUAACCUAUUGCUUUGCACAUGUCCUAAGCUCUUUUUAUACUGUGUUUAAUUUCAUCUAUCCUUUUUAAGCUGUGUUGGUAUUUGAACAAAAAGUGAUUGUUGUAUUUCGCUUUUCCUGUUGUAUUUUCUUACUUGUGAGUUCACUUAUUAAACAAAAUCCAACCUUAA